GGCAAGGAAGACAGGGAAAGUGAGUGAUCGGUGUACGCGGGCCGAAGGAUUGCCCUUUACUGGGACAAGUGCAUACCGCGAGAAUUUUCUGGGAGGUUACAAACAGCGCCCGACCAUGGCGGGCUUCAAGCUCGGGAUCGUCCGCCUUGGCAGAACAGCAGGGAAAGUAAAAUAUGCUUUGUUAGAUGAGCGAGACAUUUCCCUGGUGGAAAACCAUGCUUUUGAGGCGCGCAUGGAAGUAGAUCCUGAUGGCAAUGGAGCUACCAUUUUUGCCUACACACACAACAUCCAUCGCAGUAAAUCUACUGCUCAACCUCUACACAACUUCCUCUGGGAAAGACAUUGUGGGGGAAUAGCUCCACGGUGGAAGGUUAUACAUAAAAAUGGUGUAACUGUGGACAACAGAAUGGAGAAUCUGGCUCUCGUCCCUGAAAACAGUACUCCAUACUUUGAAGAGCAGCCAUCUACAAAGUCAAACAGAGAGCAAAGUCUAUACUGGCUUGCAGUACAGCAACUACAGGAGGAACCACUGGAGUGUCCGGCUGAACCAAUCUACCACAAGGUCUACAACUGUAACGGAGACAGUGUUAGUGAGGAUGAAAAUUCCAUGUACUAUGAGUGUCACUAUCCACCCUGUACCAACAUGGAGAAACAGAUUCGUGAGUUCAGCAUCUGUGGCCGGUGUCAGGAGGUCAGGUACUGUGGAAUCUACUGUCAGCAGAAGGACUGGCCCACCCAUAAACGGUACUGUCGAGAACGGUUACGACCUUCACAGUGUGAACGACCUCCAGACAGAUAAGGUCAAGGUCACAGAUUUUAUUGUCAGUAUGACUGUAUGAAUGAGGAAGAGGGCAUGAUGAAUGGAAGCAAUCACAACACCACAGAUACCAAUAUAGGUCAAACCUAUACAGCAAAAACUCUGUCAGCCAGCUGUCGACUGAUCGAGGAUCUCAUCCACAACACAGACAAAGCAAAAACUCUGUCAGCAGCUGUCGACUGAUUGAGGAUCUCAUCCACAAUACAGACACAUCAAUGACCCCUGUCAGACAGUACAGACACAUCAAUGACCCCUGUCAGACAGUAGACACAUCAAUGACCGCUGUCAGACAGUACAGACACAUCAAUGACCUCUGUCAGUCAGUACAGACACAUCAAUGACCCCUGUCAGACAGUACAGACA
Messenger RNA from Pecten maximus, 1180 nucleotides. RefSeq names its product zinc finger MYND domain-containing protein 19-like. Bases 116 to 799 code for a protein of 227 amino acids. The transcript is spliced from 7 exons. NCBI's taxonomy places the organism in Eukaryota, Metazoa, Mollusca, Bivalvia, Pectinida, Pectinidae. The record is from RefSeq and is a predicted model, not a curated record.